Molecule: messenger RNA, 2445 nt
Organism: Symbiodinium sp. CCMP2592
Lineage: Eukaryota; Dinophyceae; Suessiales; Symbiodiniaceae
Source: the annotation of a GenBank genome assembly
AUGGCCAUCAUCGGCCCGGCACCGCUUCUCCGCCACGAUGAGAGGGGUUGUCUGGAACUGCAGGAAGAAGGCUUGACGGUGCUACGGCGAGUGGGCUCGCCCUUGCACGUGGCCUUCGCAAUUGGGGGCUCGCGCUGCGGGAAAAGCACGGCUUGCAAUGCCUUGCUCUUGGGCGCUGAUUCCGGCGACAGGAGCUGCUUUGAAACGGGGAGCGCUUUUGACCCGGUUACCAUCGGCGUGGAUGUUGCUGCGCGGCGCCUGCCUGGCGGAGGAGCUUUGGUCCUGGCAGACUGCGAAGGGGCCUUUCACCUCUGUGGCUCCACACUGAAUGCGCGGGGCUUCGGGGACGUGGGCUUCCUCGCCUACCACCUCAGCUCCACAGUGAUCCAUGUUUCGAUGGGCAGCAUCGACGAGCGGGAUCUCGAAGCGCUCGGCCACCUCGCCACCGACGCUGCGGAGCUGCGCUGCGACGCGCCCGAGUGCCUCAGACCUGACGCAUCACCGCCGGAACUGCUUCUCCUGGUGAAUGGAGCGCGCUUCGAGCUGGGCGAUGCUGUCGCGCGCCGGCUUCUGCAGCCCCCAACAGGGUCGGGCCGGCAGUGUGCUCGCUCGGCCAUCGCCCGCGCUUUCGGUGCAGAUCCCUCUCUGGAGGCUCUGCCCAGCUGCGAGAACUGGGGCUAUUGGCCCAAGGUGGAGCGGUUGCGGGAGCAACUCCUUGAGGUUCCUCCGGUGGUCGACGGCGUGCUGCAGGCCUCUGGGAGCCAGGUGGCGCGGCGCCUGGAGGCGCUGGUGGCACACUUGGCCGGCGCUGAGUCCCCAGCUGCGGGUCCCGUGUCCGCCGCGGAGCACUCGCUGCGGAGCCGGCUGUUGGAUCCCUUGGUGGAGGAGAUUGCCAAGAAGUUCACCACUGCUGCCAGCUCUUGGCGCCCCAACCAGGUGGGCAGCCCUUCCUCUGCAGAUGCCCGGGAAGAUGACAGCGCCGUGGAGGAGGCGCUCCUAGAGUUCGACGAGCGGUCUGCCUGGCUGUCAGAGGCCGCUGAGGAUGAAGCUGCGGCGCUACCUGCAGAGCUGCUGCGGGCCGUCAGAGAGCGCCUGGCGGCCCGACUCCAGGGCAUCGCAGAGGCCGUUGCGCGAGGGCGGCAGGAAAGUGCGGCACUCCGGCGACAGGGUUCCGCAUCCCGGCGCGACCGUGGAACGCCCUCCCGGCUCGAGCUUUCUCCGGGGUCGCUGGAGUUCCGGACUCCGACGCCGCCCCAGACGCCCAGUCGCCGAAGGACGCUUGCGGCGCUCCUGGGCGCCGCAGAGGAGGCGGUGCUGCGAGUGGAGGCUUUCCACGUGGCUGCCGAAAAACAAGCCAAGGAGCUUCGCGAGAUCUUCGGGGAGGCGACGAUCCAGGCGGCUGCGCGAUCGGAGGCAGCGGAGCAGGAGGACAGCGAGGCGGCAGAGGAGGUCGCGCAGUGGCAGGAGGAGUGGGAGCGACGCUUCUCGCAGGAGGAGGCUUCCGCCUGGCAGCGCGCAGAGUGCUGGACGGCAAAGUGUCAGGAGCUGGUCGACGACCUGUCCAGCCAGCUUCACUCGCUGGAGGGGAAGAUGCCCGACGUCCUCUCGGGUGCCGUCGUUCUGGAGAGGGUUCGGUCUGACCUAGAAGUGAUGAGAAUCGGCCGCCGUGAGGUUUCAGAGAGGGCCUCGAAACGGAUCGCCGCGGAGUUGGAGGAGCUCCGAGACAGCUGUGCCUUUGAGGCUUCAGGCCACGCAGAUCUGUCGAGCCGCAUUUCGCGGGAGAUGGAGCAAAGGAUGGCAGUGCUUCAGCAGCUUCUGGAGGAGGAAAGCUAUCAGCGGCGCGAGCGCCACCAGGCCUUGGUGGAGGCCGGCAUCUCACAGCUGGACGUCCGGGGUCACCUCCUGAUGCCUCCUUGGAUGGGCCUUGGUCUUGCUGGAGCUCUGGGGCUAGGUGCUACGAAGCUCUGGAAGAGCGGUGACCUCCAGGCAGCGCGGCUCGCCGGCCCCGGCCUCGCACUGCUCGGCAUGGCGGGGGUGGCAGCUGCCAUCUUCAAGGACACCUUCAAGAGGUUUGAGGCCAAGUUGAUCCCGUUCCUCAUGACGCAGGUGGACCACCACUUCUUGCCCAUCAGGAAGGAGCUUUUGAAGAGCAUCAAAGGGGACGUCUUGGACGUCGGGUGCGGGGAUGGAAUGUACCUCCCCUACUACGUGGAGUCCUGUCAAAGAGUUCCUCGCGGUGGCGUCCGUCGUGCCUUGAUGCUGGAGCCAAACAUCCACCUUCACUCCGCGCUCCGUGCCAAUGUGGAGGCGGCAAAGAAGCAAAUGCCAAACUUGGAAGUGGAGAUGACCUCCGCUUUCUUGGAGGACCUCCCGGCGACGGAGCAGUUUGACAGCAUCGUUUUCGGCGGCUUGGCCAUGGUGGACUGGGAUCUCCAUCUGGGUUGA